GUUAUGUAUUUAUUGUAGGUAAAUGGAUAAUCAAUCAUGGAGAUAAAGUUAAGCGCAAUACAAAAUUAAAGAGUACCUACAAAAUUAAAAUACUAACUCUUUGGUUAUUGACGGGAAUCAACGGGAAUCAUCAAUUAAACUAGCAUUAAAAAUGGUCGACCACAAGAAAAAGGCAUUAUUUAUUUGUCUCGGUAAUAUAUGUCGGUCACCAAUUGCUGAGGCUGUUUUCCAGAAAACCGUAAAUGACAUGAAUCUGGGUGAACAUUGGGAUAUCGAUAGUGCAGCUAUCGGGGGCUGGCAUGUCGGUAAUCCUCCCGAUUGGAGAGCACUAGAUACUUUGAAGAAGCAUAACGUUCCAUACAACAACCAUGCAAGACAAAUAACUUCUGAAGACUUCGAUUAUUAUGAUUAUAUCUUUGGUAUGGAUGAAUCCAAUAUGAAAGAUUUGAACAAAAAAGCUCCUAAAGGGAGUAAAGCGAAACUACUGUUAUUUGGAGAUUUUGACCCUCAAGGCGAUCGAAUCAUAAGAGAUCCAUACUAUGAUAGUGAUUCCAAAGGCUUUGAAAAAUGUUACGAGCAGUCGGUUCGAUGCUCUAAAGGAUUUUUGGAGCAUAUUGCAAAUGAAAAAUGACAUCACCUUCUAAAAUGAAUUAAUUGAACCACAAAUUGAAAAAAAGGGAAUAAAUCCAAAAAAAACAAUAAUGG
Molecule: messenger RNA, 705 nt
Organism: Bombyx mori (domestic silkworm)
Lineage: Eukaryota; Metazoa; Arthropoda; Insecta; Lepidoptera; Bombycidae
Product: acid phosphatase isoenzyme
Biological process (GO): protein dephosphorylation
Cellular component (GO): cytoplasm
Molecular function (GO): non-membrane spanning protein tyrosine phosphatase activity; acid phosphatase activity
Source: RefSeq, marked provisional